AUGGCACCACAUGCAGACGACCGCUCAGGCGGCACCUCUUCGGCCGCGGCCGGCUCCCGGUUCCAUGCCGCUUCCACGGACGCCGCAAUCUCCGCCGAGAACGAAUACGCCGCCCACAACUACCACCCCUCCCUCGCUGUGAACCAGGGCCAUUGCCACCCCGAACUAGUCAAGGCGCUCUGUGAUCAGGCCGGCAGACUCACGCUGAGCUCUCGAGCUUUCUACAAUGACGUAUUCCCUAAGUGGGCCGAGCUUGUUAAGGAUACCUUUGGCUAUGACAUGGUCUUACCCAUGAAUACCGGAGCGGAGGCAGUCGAAACCGCUAUCAAAAUUGCGAGGAAGUGGGCGUACAAGAUGACCGCCAUUUCGCUUUCGAACGAUCCAGAGUCGCGAGACAACUAUGGGCCCUAUGUGCCAAACAUCAGCUGCACAAUUCCUGCCACCGGAAAGACCAUCCGCUACAACAGCGUUGAUGACAUCGAGGAAGCUCUCGAGAGUCACGGCAAGGACACGGCUGCCUUCAUCAUCGAGCCCAUUCAGGGCGAGGCAGGCGUUGUCGUGCCGGACGAAGACUAUCUCGCACGAGUCCACGAGCUUUGCAAGAAGAACAAUGUCCUACUCAUCUGCGACGAGAUUCAAACCGGUAUCGCGCGGACGGGAAAGGCCAUUGCCGGCGGAAUGUACCCUGUCAGCGCUGUUCUCAGCCGCAAAGAGAUCAUGCUGGUUGUUGAGCCCGGCACCCACGGGUCCACUUUUGGUGGAAACCCUCUCGGCGCAGCGGUAUCUAUUCGCGCACUUGAGCUUGUCAAAGAAGAGAACAUGGCUGCUAGGGCAGACAAGUUGGGCCGUCUCUUCCGCGAGACCAUUACCGCCUUGAACUCGCCCAUUGUGCAGACCGUCCGCGGAAAGGGUCUUUUAAAUGCCGUUGUGAUCGAUGAGUCCAAGGCCAAUGGCAGGACAGCCUGGGACCUUUGCAUUUCGCUAAAGAACAGAGGCAUUCUUGCCAAGCCUACUCACGGCAACAUCAUUCGCUUUGCACCCCGCUGGUGA
Molecule: messenger RNA, 1050 nt
Organism: Parascedosporium putredinis
Lineage: Eukaryota; Fungi; Ascomycota; Sordariomycetes; Microascales; Microascaceae
Source: the annotation of a GenBank genome assembly